Neurospora hispaniola is the source of this 1563-nucleotide messenger RNA. RefSeq lists its product as uncharacterized. Lineage: Eukaryota; Fungi; Ascomycota; Sordariomycetes; Sordariales; Sordariaceae. Bases 1 to 1215 code for a protein of 404 amino acids. The record is from RefSeq and is a predicted model, not a curated record. The transcript is spliced from 3 exons.
AUGGCCGCUUCCGCAAACUCAUUGUCCUUCAUACUUCAACAUCCAACAACGACGGCAAGCUCAUCGUUUAUGAGCCCUCAGUAUCCAACAACGACAACAAGCACUCUCCGAGCCAUCGAAACACUCUUAACAAUAGCUCAUAGAGGCUCUCCAGAGGUUCUGCUUACAGACAGCAGACCUCCACCAAGCCCCACCUCAUUCAAUCCAUCGGUAUUGACUCAAGAGUCAUGGACCACCAAGAUCUCCGGCCUCCCCACGGCCAUCGUACCCCUGUCUUCCACGUCCAGCAGCGCAGUAUCAAGCACUCACAAUACCGCGUCCCUCAACCACGGAACCAGCAUAAGCCUGAUUCCGCUGCUCAGCCUGUCCGUCGCUGUCAUUACGUGGGUUCUGUUUUACAUCCUGAUCAGCCGACGAUGCAGAGCCGGUAGAAGUGUUCCCCGACUAUGGCCCUCCUUCUCCAUGUUCGCCUUUUCACGAAAAGGUAGGGCCCAUUUCACCUUCCAAACCAAGCGCUCAGACAGCCGAACGUCGCUGCUUCCAUGCGAUCGCCUCGCCGCCGGGGCAGAGCUGGGAUACCAAGUAAUUUCUCGGGGUAAUGGACGCGGUGUGGGACAGGGACAGACAGCCGUCGUGACUUGGGCGCACCCUCCUCCAGUCGAACUUGACGGUCAGGGCAUCGGAGACUCGCCGAUCCGACCCAACUGGGUCUCGCGAAUAUCGAGCUUCUUGGUCACGGAGAGGGAAGGAAAAGGGCUUGGAUAUGGUCAGAUGGAUUCAUCGCUCAGAGCGACACGAUCUAUCCGUGAGUCGUUUGGCGAGAAGAUUAAUGACCCUGGGGUAGCCGUGUUAAUUCGGGAGCCGAAGAAGACGCUUUCACGGUAUUCGAGGGCUAUUUCAGAAAAGCCUCUUCCGGAAAUCCCCGAGGCGGAGGAAAUCGUGCCGCUUAGACUUGACAUGUGUGACAAACACACAACAACAACGUCACAGAACUCCGCUGUUAGGGUCGCCAGUUCCACUGAAGCCACCAUUGAAAGGGGACCCCUAGACGAUCUUUUAGCGGCCGAAGGCGGGAAGGGUGGGGCCACAAUCGACAGCCUUACAGUGAGUGGACCGAUAAGUCACAGUCCUCCGGCUACGUUACGUAACGUGAUACAACUUGCGGCUUCAGUUGAGAAACUCCCCUCAUUUGCAUCACCACCCAUUAUGCAAUGACAUGAAUGCUGUCGAUUGAUUGGAUUUUUGUUGGCGAACGAGUGGCGAGCACAGAUGCACAAUGAGGUGAGGAAGGCAGAAUUGAUCGACCACCACUUGUGUGGCUUUCCAACUUUAUUUAGCCUUCGAAAGCAACAGCUGUCUACGUCAAACCAUUCCUGUGUUUUCAAACGAAGAAGAUAAAUUAGGUGAGUGUGUGUCGCAUCCGGCUGUGUUCCGUUCCCCCCUCCCUCCACAUUCCAAUCUGGAAGUUACUGUUAACUGCAACUGCGACGUUGAAGCGAAAACAUUGGGUAGCGACGAUAGUUCUUUUUCCUGCCAUUUCUUGAUACCCAACACGACGAAAAC